AUGAGGAUGGCGUCUGCGGGCUGUGUGGAGGAAUGAGACGGCUGACCGCUGACUGUUUCCCCGGUGAACCCGCACCGUCUGCGGCCUCAGGUUUCUCAGCGGAGCGGAGCUGCAGGUGUUUCUGAGCUAUGAGUGACGUGUCUGUGUCGGCGCUGACACCGCAGCAGGAGGGUGAACCGGCCAACUAGCCGGCUGGAUGCUAACGUUAGCUUGUGGGCCUGAGCUGAGUGCAGCUGACUGGUGAACAGGAGGGCUGACUGUCGCUGUGACAACAGUAACUACAAUAACACAAACACUCGGAGCGUCAUGUUGUCUCCUCCUGGUGUCCUAGCUGUUGGACGAUGCUGUGUUUUUCCACUGGGUGGCGCCUCUUGAGCCGAGCUCCACGCCGCCCUCCCUGCCCCCACUGCCCCAUUGCUUGCUCUGUUGCCAUGUACGCCACCCGCCUCUACAGUACUGCAGGAGGAGGAGGCAGUGGUGGAGGUGGUGGGGUCAAACAGGGACGGAGGGCGGGGCUCGCCAUGCUCGAGGCGCCCCACCACCCUCAGCCAGCCCCACCUACCCCCACCUACCCCUUGUACCAGGGCCGCCCUGACACCCAUCGAGGAGCACACUACCACCACCACUACCACCCACACCCCCACCCUCACCCCCACCCCCACCCCCACCCACAGCCCACCCACCUGGCCCCUCCGCCGCUUCCCCCACACUACCAGCACCACUCCCACUUUCACGUGUAUGGCGGUGGGACAGCAACCGGAGGGGCAUCUGCUGCCAACAGCAAAAAGAAGACGUGGAACUUCAUCCACGAGAAGAUGAGCUACGACACAUUCUUCACUAUGAAGCGGCUGAUAGAGCGCUCACGACGUCCUGACGAGGUGCUGCGCUGGGUAACCCAGAACCCUGCCAAGAUCUCCCACAACCACUACCCCGUCGCCCUGCAGAAGAUCGGGCAGCUGCUACAGGCCACGUGCCCACCACGAGGAGGAGGGGGAGACACGGACACGGACCCUGUGGGAGGAGGAGGAGGAGGAGCUGCUGCUGCUGCUGCUGCAGCAGCAGAGGGCGGAGACGCACGUCAGAUUCUGGAGCAUCAAGACUUUCAGACACUCUGUAACGCCAUUGUCAACGACUGCGCCAAGUUUGACAACUUCAGCAUUGUCAACUGCCUGUAUGCCGUGGCUGCGCUUGGUCUUGCCAGUGACUCUCAGGUGGUACAGGUGCUAGAGGCAGAGUCUCAGUCCAGACUGAACCAGUUUAACCAGAAGGAUGUGUCCAUGGUGUUCAGCUCCAGCAUGAAGCUCCACCCGGGCAGUCAACACCCUUUGACCGAGGCCUGCCUGGCGGGCCUGGAGAAGAACCUGGAGAGAGAGCGCCACCCUCAGACACUCUUCCUGCUUCUGUCAUACUACAGACUGAAGUGGCGCUCACUGCAGCCACUGGAAGCUGGUGCAGCUGCAGGGGGCACUAAUGCCGCCACCACCAACAGUAACAAUACACCUUCAAAUCCUGAACAGCUGCUCGCCAACAGGAAGAUCCUUCGUCUGGUCAAACACACCCUGGCGAGUGUCAGUGGUGUUCGUGACCAGGAGAUGGCGCUGCUGGAUGAGAUGUUGGCAGCGUGUGCUCGAGAGGCAAGCAACAAGAGUCUGGAGCUGAUCUUCAGUUCUCACCUGUUCUACCAGAACAGACAGGAGAGGUUCAUCAGCAGCCUGGCAGAGGAGCUGCCAAAGAAAGUAGACAGCAUCACUCCGUACACGAUGGCUCUUAUCGCCAAGUACAUCGCUCGCCAUCGCCUCAGAGAGACACGGCUGCUUGACACCAUUGCAGACUUCCUGGUGAAGAAGGCUGAGUACCUGGACAGUAAGGUGAUCCAGAAGCUGGUGUUUCCGUUCAGCAGGAUGAGCUACCGUCCCUCCAACGAGCAGCAGUUCUUCUCUCGGUUGGAGGAGGUGGUGGAGCUGAAAGCACUCAGUUCGCCACUCGCCACUGUCAACAUCCUCAUGUCUCUGUUCCAGCUGGGACAUUUCCCUGGGCUGGUGCUGCACCGUGUCUUCUCCUCCGCCUUCAUCAGUAACGUUACCAACAGUCCGUAUGCUCUCAUCGUCCGGCGGUACCUUUCUCUUCUCGAUGCUGCGGUGGAACUUGAGUACCGCGACUACACCGGACCAAGACUGCAAGACGCCCACAAGGUCCUGAUGUUUGACCACGCCUUGACUGCUGAUGAGGUCAAUCGCAAGUACAGUUAUAAAGGUCUGGUGGCCGAGGCUCUAAGACAGCUGGUUGGAGAGCAGAACUACAAACAGGACGAAGUACUGCCCCCAGGGUACUACACAGACUUUGUGCUGUGGAUGGACAGUUCUGGUCGGGUUCUUCCCAUCAGGACCGGGUCUGGUCUGGCUUUAAGCAUCGUUCCUCCCUCCUGCGUUGCUGUUGCAACCAAGCCAGCUGAUGCCGCGGUUACCGUGGUGACCUCAGAGUUCCAGAAGUUCUCCCCAUUUGUGGCCCUGGAGGAGGGGGCAGAGCAGCCAUGUCAGGUGGGUGAGGCCAUGGGGGGGUCCAUGGAGCCCCGGUCCUUCCUGCCACAUCACAUCCGCAGCACGAUGGUGGCCACGGCGGCCUCUGGGCCCCCGCGUGCCGGGACUAACGGCAGCCCCUUGGACUACGGCCCGUACUACGUCCCUGCGGCAGAAUACUACUCCAGUCUGGCCAAAGAGCACUCUCUGGAGAGCCAGGACAGCUCCACACUCAGCAGCCCCCCCUCUGAUGGCCUGGCCCAGCCAGGGGCCCCUGGGCCUACAGGGCCUGCCGCCUCAGACUCACUUUUCCAGUUCUCCAUCAGGAAGAUCCUGGAGGACGAGGGGGGUGCAGGGGGCCAGGGGACGGACUGUGAGCUUCCUGGGUUCUACGAAGACGUGACAUAUUCUGAGGGGGGCGGGGCAGACAGGGGGGCAGCGUCACCUCCGCAGCUUCAUCCCCCGAACAGACCCGAUACAGAGAGCCCCCCUACAGACCAGAGGAAGAUCAGGAGGGUUAUCAUGUCCGUCAAUGAUAAGUGGCACUACUGCCACAACUGUGAGGUUCUGGUCGGUUCCAGAGCCAUGAGGGACCGGCACCUGAGGCUGCUGGGAUACGUCAUCUUGCAGCUGCCGUACCACGAGCUGGAGAAGCUGAACGGCAUCGAGGAGGUGAAGCAGUACCUGCACAAGAAGCUGCUGGACGUCCCGCUAUGACGCUCUGUGUGUGUGUGUGUGUGUGUGUGUGUGUGUGUGUGUGUGUGUGUGUGUGUGUGUGUGUGUGUGUCCUGGUUCUGGGGUUGGAUUGAGGUCAGAGGUCAAACAUGAGUGAGGAAAAGAGCGACGACUUCCUCACUUAACUUCUUGUUUAUUCAGAUCACUGCUGCAGCGACCAGUUAUUUAAUCACUGAAUCAGUUAAUUUAUCAGCUAAUCAAUAUCUCGUUGGCAGCCAGUUUGAAAACAAGACAACACUUUUUAUGAACACUUUUAUAAAGCAGUGAGUGAGCAGUUUAUCAUCAACUGAUGAAGGAUUCUCAUGAAGUGUAGCUGCAGCUGUAAACAUUGAGGAGGUUGACUCAGACGCAUCAGCUUUUAAAGGACAUGUCCGCUGAUUUCUGCCCGUUUUCCAAUCAGAUCAAUGCGUUUCAGAUUGAUCUCUCUUCUGUUCAUUUCUACAAACCUGCUGCAGAGAAAUACAUCCAGACUCACUUAGCAGAACUCCACCAGUCAACAACCAAACCUGUUCAGUUUUCACUGUAUUUAAAGAAAAAUUAUUCAUAAAUUCUCAAAUUCUUCCAUUGUGUGUUGUUCAGGUACUUUCAGAAAAUUAGAGCGCUGUGCAAAAUUAAAAUCAUAAACACAAAUAAUCGUUAAACAUGUACAUUGAAAGUUCCCCAUGUUAAAAAUGUCCUUGAACGCACCAUCAGGUGUGACAGUGGUUUGUAUAGGAACAUGGUCGCCAGAGGGAAACUAGCUGGUCCUUUAAUGUGUCAUCAUGUUGCUUUGAUGUGAUUGGUCGCUGUGUGGAUGAACAAACAUAUCUUUUUAUAAUGUUUGGUAACAACGAUGAUGAUGAUGAUGAUGCAUGUGUGGACUUUGUUCUUUUGGGCGUCACUGUUUUAUAAAACCAGAUGAUGGAGUUAGUUUUUCUGUGGAGAGAACGGGGGCUGUUGGGUACUGUAGUUCUGAGUGAAAGGAAAGUUGCCACGGUAACGUGGUGUGUGUGCCAAAGGCCUGGAGGACAACAAAGUGUGGGGGAUAAAUGUUGGGGUCAAAGGUCAGAUUAUUUAUUUGUGUAUCGGUGACGGACGGACUGAGAAGCUUGUUUAUAUAAAUCUAUUCAUUCAAAUGUCUAUAAAACUGAAACCAAACUCCA
Messenger RNA from Acanthopagrus latus (yellowfin seabream), 4393 nucleotides. It is a transcript of the gene fastk, whose product is annotated as Fas-activated serine/threonine kinase. NCBI's taxonomy places the organism in Eukaryota, Metazoa, Chordata, Actinopteri, Spariformes, Sparidae. The record is from RefSeq and is a predicted model, not a curated record. The transcript is spliced from 13 exons. Gene Ontology annotation, biological process: mitochondrial RNA processing; regulation of mitochondrial mRNA stability. Gene Ontology annotation, molecular function: RNA binding. Gene Ontology annotation, cellular component: ribonucleoprotein granule; mitochondrial matrix. Bases 342 to 3233 code for a protein of 963 amino acids.